UGCCGAAGCUUACACCAUAUCACGUGAUGACGUCAUAUCCAAGGAUCAUGCCAUCGGGUUUAGCAAGCUCGUCCGACCUUUACUGCUAGCUAAGGUAACACUAACCACCUUGCCAAAUGGCAACAGCUAGCUGGGAAGGAAACUCCAUAGGUACGGCACAGAGUUAUUUUCUUGAUGUACCUUUUUCUUUAACCUCCAACAAAUUUCAAACAACAAAUUUCAAACAACAAACAUCCGGACCUAGACGAUCUUUUUCUGAACCUCGAUUGGUCCGUAUAGCCACUACCUCCGACCCAUCCUCCUAGGUCCUAUCGCAUAAAAGAUGUUCGCCAGAUCAGCUUUUCGCGCGGCUCAGCCGCUGAAGCGGAAUCUCCUCUCGCGCACAUACGCCACCGAGCCCGCCAAGAGUGGCUCUUCUAAAACCCUCCUCUACACAUUGGGCGCUGCUGGUGUCGCAGGUGCCGGCUACUGGUACUACUCGGGGCAGAGCGCCGGAUCGGCCGCGGCCAAGGCUAAGGAUAUCGCGAGCGGCCCGCCCAAGAAGGCCUUCCUCGGCGGCGACCAGGGCUUCAUCUCACUGCUGCUGAAGGACGUCCAAGUCAUCAACCACAACACCAAGAAGUUCAUCUUCAAGCUGCCCGAAGACGACCAGGUCUCGGGUAUGACUGUAGCCAGUGCCCUACUUACCAAGUAUCAGAACGAGGGCCAGAAGCCUGUCGUACGACCAUACACGCCUACGAGCGAUGAGGAUGCCAAGGGCUAUAUCGAGCUGAUCGUGAAGAAGUACCCUAACGGCCCCAUGUCGACGCACCUACACGACAUGGUGCCCGGGCAGCGCCUGGACUUCAAGGGUCCGCUGCCCAAGUACCCGUGGACCCCGAAUAAGCACGAUCACAUCGCGCUAGUCGCCGGUGGCACGGGCAUCACGCCCAUGUACCAGCUAGCCCGUGCCAUCUUCAAGAACCCCGAAGACAAGACCAAGGUCACCCUUGUCUUCGGCAACGUCUCCGAGGAAGACAUCUUGCUCAAGAAGGAGUUCGCCGAGCUCGAGAACACGUACCCCAACCGCUUCCGCGCCUUCUACGUCCUUGAUAACCCCCCCAAGGAAUGGACAGGCGCUAAGGGAUACAUCACCAAGGACCUCCUAAAGACUGUCUUGCCUGAGCCCAAGAGCGAGAACAUCAAGAUCUUCGUAUGCGGUCCUCCGGGUCUGUACAAGGCUAUCUCCGGUACGAAGGUCAGUCCGUCGGAUCAGGGCGAGCUGUCCGGUAUCCUCAAGGAGCUGGGCUACUCCAAGGACCAGGUUUACAAGUUCUAAGUUAGUUGGAUUUUUGGGCAGCGAGCGCAUAGAAAACCAUAGUAUAGAACUGAACUAGCCUAAUGUUGGCUUGAGGGCGAAGGCGUCGGCGUGUUCGCGCAGUUCCACUUGUUUCUGCUUUGUGAGAAAGAACUCUUGCGGGGAUGAUGGAUUUGUUCCUCUUUCGACCCAUCCGCCUGUAUUCUGUAGCUUAACCUCACAUAGGGAGUAUCUCAAAAAGAACAAAUCCAUACGACAUUUGUUUUG
Daldinia loculata is the source of this 1564-nucleotide messenger RNA. RefSeq names its product ferredoxin reductase-like protein. Gene Ontology annotation, biological process: ergosterol biosynthetic process. The transcript is spliced from 3 exons. Gene Ontology annotation, molecular function: cytochrome-b5 reductase activity, acting on NAD(P)H. Bases 323 to 1318 code for a protein of 331 amino acids. NCBI's taxonomy places the organism in Eukaryota, Fungi, Ascomycota, Sordariomycetes, Xylariales, Hypoxylaceae. The record is from RefSeq and is a predicted model, not a curated record.